ACAAGGCAAAAGAAUAACCAAACAAAGUUUAGUAUUUGAGAGAAAAAUAGAGAGAGAUGGUGUGGGGGACAAGGAAUGAUUUACAUAACAUGUGUCAUAGUCACUACUACGAGUCAUUAAUAAUGCUGUUAGAUGGGUGUGAGUGACGCUCCUCUAUGUUCUUUAUUAUCUGCCCCCCUAACAAACAUUAAUGUUUGUUAGUUUUAAUGGUAAGUUGUGUGUGUCCUAUAGUUAGGAUUAAAUCACUAACCAACCACUUGUCUUAUAAUUAGUUUGUUACGAUGUAAAAAAAAAUGUUGUAGAAAAAUUAUUAGAAUUUUAGAUGCUCUAAAAAGUGAUUUAGUUUAAGAUAGAUUGUGGCUCCUAUUUUGAUUAGAGUCUGGUUUACUUUACGACGACCGUCUGUUCCGUCGUGAUCACACACACUCUGUCAUUUUCCGCUCCACCAAUAACUAACUAUUUCUCUUCUUCUUAUUCCUUUCUUCUUCCUUCUUUAUUCUUCUUCAAAACAUAUAAUGAUUUUGGAGGCAACCAUGAAUAUGAAAGGCUAACUUGAAGGAGAAAAAAAAGAGGGUAUUUCCUUGCCUUAACAUGGCUCCUUCACCUGCAAAACUUUCUGGGUUUCACCGUCAAGAUCAUCACUGGUAUAGUGAUGCUGGAUUGCCUAGUGAUAUUACUCUAUCAAUUGACAGUGUCAAUUUCCAUCUUCACAAGUUUCCUCUUGUUUCAAAAUGUGGGAAAAUUGCGCGUCAAUAUGAUGGUUCCAAGAAUUCGUAUGACAAGAACCUGACAAUGGUGUUGGAAGAAUUUCCUGGGGGUCCUGACAUUUUCUUGAUUGUGGCUAAAUUCUGUUAUGGGUUUCGUGUGGAGCUGACAGCGAAAAAUGUGGUUUCGGUCCACUGUGCCGCGGAGUAUCUUGAAAUGACGGAUGAAUACGAAGAAUCGAACUUGUUGACGAAAUCUGAGAGUUUUUUCCACAAGAAUAUAUUGCGCAACUGGAAAGAUUGUAUUUUGGCCCUCCAGAGUUCUGAGCCUAUUCUAUCGAGAGUUGAAAAUCUUCAUUUAGUGGAUAAGUGUUUAAACGCGCUAUCAAUGAUGGCUUGCACGGACCCGAGUUUAUUCGGAUGGCCGAUGAUGAUGUAUGGGAGUUUUCAGAGCCCUGGCGGAAGCAUUCUUUGGAACGGUAUAAAUACUGGCGCUAGAAUUCGAACCUCGGAAUCUGAGUGGUGGUUUGAAGAUAUCUCGUAUCUCAGCGUCAGUUUGUUUGAGAGGCUUAUUAAGACAAUGCGAGCGAGAGGUAUGAGACCUGAAAGCCUAGCAGGCGCCAUAGUGUAUUAUUCUAGGAAGCACUUGCCGGGUCUAGGUCGGUGGCAGGGUAGACAAGGUGGAAAAACAAGAACAGUUGCGAGUUUUAGCUUGACGCCUGCUAGUGCUGCCGUUGAUCAAAAGGAUCUUUUGGAAAGCAUCGAGAGACUUCUUCCUCAAAAGAAGGGAAAAUCUUUUUGCCGUUUCCUACUCGGACUUCUUCGUGUAGCUUCGAUAUUGAAUGUCAGUGAAACUUGCAAGGAGUCUUUGGAGAGGAGAAUAGGGAUGCAAUUGGAACUGGCAACAUUAGAUAGUCUUCUCAUCCCUGCUUAUGCAGAUUCUGAUGCUUUAUAUAACACAGACUGUAUCGAACAUAUUGUCCAUCAUUUUGUUCGUACGGAAUCAAAUUUAUCCGCCUUUUCUCCUUCAUCACUCGAUCCACAAGCAUCAUCUUCGUCGUCUGAAUCGUUAAGGAAAGUUGCGAAGCUGAUUGAUAGCUAUAUUGCUGAAAUUGCAUCUGAUGUUAAUUUAAAACCAGGAAAGUUACGCUCGCUUGCACAGGCCCUGCCCGAGUCGUCGAGAUCAUUGCAUGAUGGAAUCUACAGGGCACUAGACAUAUAUUUCAAGGCUCAUCCUUGGCUCUCUGAUAAUGAGAAGGAAGAACUAUCUAACAUUAUUGACUAUCAAAAACUCUCAAUCCAUGCCUGUGCUCAUGCAUCUCAAAAUGAAAGGUUACCCCUAAGAGUUGUUCUUCAAGUGUUAUUCUUUGAACAGCAACAUUUGAGAACAUCAUUAGCUGGAUGUGUCAAUGCUUUAGGCGUAGAGAGCGCUCCAGCUCCAGCAGCUCAUGUGACCGCUCGAGGUGAUACCGCCAGCGAAAUUGUACAGAGAGACGGAUGGGUUGCUGUUGUGCGCGAAAAUCAGGUUUUGAAAAAGGAUAUGGACAGAAUGAGUACUAGAGUUGGAGAACUCGUAGAAGAAUUCACUAAAAUAAAACAGGAAAUGAAAUCCGUGACAAAAUCUCACAGUGCACGCGAUUCUCCUCGGUUAUUCGCAAGGAAAAUCGGAUGCAAACUUGUUCCUAGAUUCUCAGAUGCUCAACCGGAGUCCCUUGAUCGUUCGUUAUGCACACCAAGAGCAUCCAUCGAGCGGGCACGCCGUUCUCAUAAGUCCAGACACACCGAAAGUUUUUCUUGAGAAUCAAGAAACCAUAAUUCCUCUUUAUUUACAUUUUUACUUACAUGUAUAUGUAUAUACACAUGAAAGUGUUGUGUGGCUUCAAUUUUUUGUACGUGGGAAAGGGAAGGAAAAUGUUUAUUGUUCCAUUAUGCUUUUUCAUUUAAGCAAUUCACAUAUGUGAACAUUUUCCAUUUCUUUCCCUCGUGUAAAGUUGGUUUUUUAACUUUGUACAUUUUUUUAUAGAUUUUCAGAUAUUGGCAGUGAAAAUUGAUAUUUUAAAACCAAAGUUAUGAAGGUCAUUGCUGUCACAUGAAAGAAAGAAUAUUGGAGAUGCAAAGCUGGUGUAAAGUUUAGAGCUCCCAAAUUAAUGUAAUUGACAAUGAACUUUAUUAGUUUUUUUUUUUUUUUUUUUAUAAAUUUAAUAUAUAGUUUAUAUGAAUGAAAGAUGUUACAUUAUCUGUGUAGUUGUAGUUAACUAUUCUUUUUGUAAAUGACAAAUCAAGUAUAGUUUGCAUGUCAGCAAUUGGCCUUUUGCUUUGGCCCUUCUAGGGUCGGCAAUUUGGUGAUAUCAGGUCAGUUGAUUAUUGUAUUGAUUUGUAUUAAAUUAAACUUGGUUAGUUGAAAACAUUUGUACUGAUA
This is a messenger RNA of Lathyrus oleraceus (garden pea), 3123 nucleotides long. RefSeq names its product BTB/POZ domain-containing protein At3g44820. Gene Ontology annotation, molecular function: protein binding. The record is from RefSeq and is a predicted model, not a curated record. NCBI's taxonomy places the organism in Eukaryota, Viridiplantae, Streptophyta, Magnoliopsida, Fabales, Fabaceae. The transcript is spliced from 4 exons. The coding region runs from base 592 to 2502 and encodes 636 amino acids.